Ornithorhynchus anatinus (platypus) is the source of this 981-nucleotide messenger RNA. RefSeq names its product vomeronasal 1 receptor ornAnaV1R3001. NCBI's taxonomy places the organism in Eukaryota, Metazoa, Chordata, Mammalia, Monotremata, Ornithorhynchidae. Gene Ontology annotation, cellular component: membrane. Gene Ontology annotation, molecular function: pheromone receptor activity. Gene Ontology annotation, biological process: G protein-coupled receptor signaling pathway. The transcript has a single exon. The record is from RefSeq and is marked inferred. The coding region runs from base 1 to 981 and encodes 326 amino acids.
AUGGAAUCCAUUGAGAUCUCUUUGGGAACUGUGAUUGUGUUACAGUUCAGCGUCGGACUCUCGGUCAAUAUCUUCCUCCUCCUCUUUUAUGCCCGGGUGGUCUCCGCCAGCCAAAAGCCCAGCUCCUCCGACCUGAUCCUCGCCCACCUGACCUUGGCCAACACCAUCAUCCUCUUCACCAAUGGAAUCCCCGAGGCCUUGUCGGCUUGGGGGCUGAGAGAUUUCCUGGACGACGUCGGCUGUAAAAUCCUCAUGUACUUCGGGCGAGUGGUCCAGGGACUUAUCGUCUGCACCACCUGCCUCCUGAGCGUCUUCCAGGCCCUCACCCUCAGCCCCGGCACCUCCCGCUGGGCGGGAGUCAAAGCCAAAUUCCCCAAGUGCAUCUUCCCCUCUUUCGUCAUCUUCUGGAUCCUCAAUCUGCUGAUAGAUAUCAACACCUUGGUAUACAUGAGAGGUCCCCAGAAGAACAACAGCGCUGGAAUUGUCCUGGAUCUGAAAUAUUGCUCAAAAGUCAUUGCCAGUGCAGAAAUCACCCUGAUCAUUGCCGUCAUGCUCUCCUUCAGAGAAAUAUUCUUCGUGGGGCUCAUGAGCGUGGCCAGCGGCUAUAUGGUGUUCGUCCUGCACAGACACCACGGGCAAGUCCAGCACCUCCACGGGCCCGGACGUUCCCCCAGGGAGACGCCCGAGGUCCGAGCGGCCAAGAGAGUCGUCGCCAUGGCCACCCUCUAUGUCCUCCUCUACGCCAGACAGACCAUCAUGCUGACCGUCAUUCUAAACCUCAAAGAGAAGUCUCCGCGGCUGGUGAAUGGCCACAUGGUCUUUUCGAUCACCUUCUCUACUAUCAGUCCGUUCCUGAUGAUCCAAAGCGACAGGAGGAUGAGGUUCUGGAAAAGGGAAUCUACUGACUCUGACGCCGAUCCCUCACAGGCUUCCAGGGAAGCCUCCCUCACCCUCCAGCGAGGUCCCACUGGGAUGGGGUGA